ACUCAUGAGUCCGUUGUUGGGUUAUAUGAUAACCAGGCAAAGAAGAAGUGCCGAUCCGACGUAAUCUCACAUGCUAUUAGGUGUCUAACAACAGAAAGACACACAUCUGCUUGUGUUCAACGAGGUCACGUUAGACGAGUCUGGCAGCAAUUGCAAGAGAGUGGAGAGAGCCAAGCGUACUUUCAUCCACUAGUAAUCGAGUCCAUAGAAGCUGAGAUUUCGCAAUGGGAGAUUCUCCACGAAAGCAAUAUACAAAGCAAGAAACCUUCAGACCUUAAUGUAUGUUAUCUCGGAGGGAACAAUCCUAUCAACGAUCUUGAGGUUCUUGUGGACAGUGGCGUCCUCCCACAGAAUGUCUGGGCAGUGGAGAAUGAUACUAAAACAUUCGAGAGUGCACGGGAAGCCAUCCGUAGAUCGAGGUUUAGAAAUGUCCGAUUGUUUAAAGGUGACAUCCUUAAGUUUUUGAAAGACUAUGAGGGUAACUUUGACAUUAUUUACUUUGAUGCCUGCGGUACACUUCCGUCGGCUAACCAGAGCACUCUUAAGUUUAUCGGAUAUGUCUUUCGGUAUAAUAAGCUGACAUCUCCAGGAGCCUUGAUCACAAAUUUUUCAUUCCCCCCUAAGAGUGAACCAACAGAAUGUGAUGAAGAAGCAGAACAACCCUCAAGAAUUUUACAGGAAAGCGUUAAAAUAAGAAAAUUAGCGACAGAGUAUUUAAAGUACAGGCUUGAUAAUACACGGAUGAACAAAGGCUCUCCAGAAGGGAAUGCUGAACUUCUUGGUCAAAGGACUGACGAAGAAAACUAUGGUGAUUACAUCACCUAUCAAGUAAUUGACUCCGCUUAUUUGUAUAUCCCUGCCUUAAGAAUGCUCUCAUCCACAAGAUCAGGUCAGUCAAGCCCGUUAUGGGAUCAAAUGUUUAAAAGUAAAAAGAACUUUCACGAUUUCCUCAAAGAAUGUAGGAAAUUUUUUCAGGCAGUGAGUGAAUCAAGUCCUGACAGUGAAACUUCAAUUGGAGAAAAAUCUUGUUCAUUUAGUGAAACUGCUAGUCCUGACAGCGAAUUUUCAGUUGAAGAGCAAUCUUGUUCAGUAAGUGAAACUGCCAGUGAAGUGACUGAUGUUAACAAAUUACUCAGUGCAUCUGCAGCCAGUGAAUCAAAUGCAGGGCAUGAUUCUUCCGAUGAAGUGUUUUUAACACUGAAAGAUGCAUCCAAAGCCUCUCCUUUGUGGAAGUGUGGUUUUGCUCUGGAAGAAGAAAUGCAAAACAAUGACCUUUGCAAAGCCUGGGUUACCGAGAUUUUACCAGACUGGCAAUCAACAUCCAACUUGAAAACUGAGAAACUCCCGCUUUUGCUUUUGACUCAUCUUCUCUCUCAUUUUGAUUUUUUUAUCUCUACAUUUACUAAUAAAAACUUUCAAGAGAAAUGCAUUGAACCUCUCUACAAUGCCCUUCAUUCUGACCAUGAUGACGCAGUAUUUCCCAAAUUUUACAAUGUAGUAGAUCUAAGUAAUACAAGAAGUUUGGUUGCUGGCCUACUGUAUGGCCAGAUGGCCUACCCAUCAUUUCCUGUAGUGGACAAGAUGCUACGACUCUGCUACACUGGAAAUGCAAGGCAGAUGUUCACUGAUGUUUUCAUUUUUGACCAGUGUCGGUAUGUUUAUCAGCAAUUUCCCUCCAUUGAUUGUGCUUGCUUUGCCAUUACAGAACCAGAACAGCAAAUGGUGUUCAGAAUGGUUGUGGAUGGCUUAAGAAAGCACUUGGAAGACAUUUGCUUUAAAGAUGUCUUUCCAUCUUGUCAUGUUGCUAGUAUAGAUCCCAUACCAACGGGAGAGAUUGGUUUCCUUAAUAGUAGGCCUAAGAUUCCCAAAAGGAAAGAGGUGAACUAA
Messenger RNA from Pocillopora meandrina, 1887 nucleotides. Lineage: Eukaryota; Metazoa; Cnidaria; Anthozoa; Scleractinia; Pocilloporidae. The record is from the annotation of a GenBank genome assembly.